Thamnophis elegans (Western terrestrial garter snake) is the source of this 722-nucleotide messenger RNA. RefSeq names its product ADP-ribosylation factor-like protein 8B. The record is from RefSeq and is a predicted model, not a curated record. NCBI's taxonomy places the organism in Eukaryota, Metazoa, Chordata, Lepidosauria, Squamata, Natricidae. Gene Ontology annotation, biological process: anterograde axonal transport; protein transport. Gene Ontology annotation, molecular function: GTPase activity; GTP binding. The coding region runs from base 1 to 537 and encodes 178 amino acids. Gene Ontology annotation, cellular component: lysosomal membrane. The transcript has 2 exons.
AUGCUGUCCUUGUUGUCUCGGCUGCUGGACUGGUUCCGUUCACUCUUCUGGAAGGAAGAGAUGGAGCUGACGCUGGUCGGGCUGCAGUACUUGGGCAAGACCACCUUUGUCAAUGUCAUCGCGUCAGGCCAGUUCAGUGAAGACAUGAUUCCUACAGUGGGCUUCAACAUGCGGAAAGUUACCAAGGGUAAUGUCACAAUAAAGAUUUGGGAUAUAGGAGGACAGCCACGAUUCCAAAGUAUGUGGGAAUGCUACUGCAGAGGAGUUAAUGCUAUUGUCUGUAUGGUAGAUGCAGCAGAUCGUGAGAAAAUAGAAACUUCUAGAAAUGAGUUGCCCAAUCUUCUAGACAAACCACAGCUACAAGGAAUUCCUGUUCUAUUACUUGGAAACAAAAGAGACCUUGUUAAUGCACUGGAUGAGAAGCAGCUUAUUGAAGAAAUGAACCUGGCUGCUAUUCAAGACAGAGAAAUCUGCUGCUACUCCAUUUCCUGCAAAGAAAAGGACAAUAUAGAUAUCACACUUCAGUGGCUUAUUUAGCACUCAAAGUCUCGAAGAAGCUGAAAACAUUCAUAUAGCUGCUCAUUUGGCCAUAUUCUCAAUUGUCUACUCCCUCCAUGAUGAAUUAUUAUCCAGGAUAGUCCUCCUGUGUCCAAGGAAUUGCCUUUUUUCACAGUUCAUGCCUCCAUAUAUGCACUGCUGAAUGACUUAUAAUCCUACUUCUG